AUGACUGACAGUGUUAUUUAUUCCAUGUUAGAGUUGCCUACGGCAACCCAAGCCCAGAAUGACCACGGACCACAGCAAAAAUCUUCCUCUUCCAGGCCUUCUUGUUCUUGCCUUGUGGCAAUAGCUCUGGGGCUUCUGACUGCAGUUCUUAUGAGUGUGCUGCUAUACCAGUGGAUCCUGUGCCAGGGCUCCAACUACUCCACUUGUGCCAGCUGUCCUAGCUGCCCAGACCACUGGAUGAAAUAUGGUAACCAUUGUUAUUAUUUCUCAGUGGAGAAAAAGGACUGGAAUUCUAGUCUGGAAUUCUGCCUAGCCAGAGACUCACACCUCCUUGUGAUAACGGACAAACAAGAAAUGAGCCUGCUCCAAGUUUUCCUCAGUGAGUCCUUUCGUUGGAUUGGUCUGAGGAACAAUUCUGGCUGGAGGUGGGAAGACGGAUCACCUCUAAACUUCUCAAGGAUUUCUUCUAACAGCUUGGUGCAGACAUGCGGUGCCAUCAACAAAAAUGGUCUUCAAGCCUCAAGCUGUGAAGUUCCUUUACAGUGGGUGUGUAAGAAGUGA
This is a messenger RNA of Symphalangus syndactylus (siamang), 561 nucleotides long. It is a transcript of the gene KLRG1, whose product is annotated as killer cell lectin like receptor G1. Lineage: Eukaryota; Metazoa; Chordata; Mammalia; Primates; Hylobatidae. The record is from RefSeq and is a predicted model, not a curated record.